AUGGUGGAUUGUCCAGAGAACACAGCACUAGGAAAUUUCAUGUUCGAGAUGAACUUGAACCAAUUAAUUAUAACACCAACUAGAAUAACAGACACUAGUGAAUCGUUAGUUGAAGUGAUAAUAACUUCAGUUUCCCAUCUUGUUAAUGAAAGUGGUGUUAUAGAUACUAUUAUAAGCGAUCAUUUACCGGUGUACGCAGUUCUUAAUAUGAAGCUACUCAAGCCACCAUCUCAAUAUAUCCUAACGCGAAGCUACAAGGACAACGACGGAGAAAGGUUCGCUGCCCACCUUGCAUCAAGAUCGCAAGAGCUUAUUUCCAUCUUUUCGGAUUCCAAUGUCAAUUCCAAACUCGACAAGUUUAACAACGUCCUUCUUACAACUUUGGCUGUCCAUGCUCCAGUCAGAAUAACUAAGAUCCAAAAUCCCUCUUGUCCCUUCAUCACAACGGAUAUCAAAACCCAAAUGUCCCAAAGAGACCAACUCCACCGUCGUAACUAA
Messenger RNA from Paramuricea clavata, 498 nucleotides. The record is from the annotation of a GenBank genome assembly. Lineage: Eukaryota; Metazoa; Cnidaria; Anthozoa; Malacalcyonacea; Plexauridae.